AAAAGAAAUAAAAGAAAUAAAGGUUCCUAAUAUUACAUUCAGAAAAAGUUUUAAUAAAAAUGUUAAUGAUGAUGAUGAUGAAACUCAUGAAAGUGGAUCAAGUACUGAAAUUAAGGAUUUUGAUGAUGAAUUACUAGAAACAGAUUCUAUAAAAAGUCUUUCAAAUAGUGAUAUUCAAGAACAAUCAAAUAAUAUCAGAAGUUCAUAUCAGAAUGUAGUACCACAACAACCUUCAUCAAAACAGAAUGUUGAUGAUUCUGAUACUUUGUUACAUCCUUUAAAACAAAGAUUUUCUCCAAAAUUAUUAUCCAGAUAUCCAAAGAAUGAUUAUCCAAAAGAAGGAAACUUUCCUGCAUAUGUUCCAAUGUUUUGUUUUCCUAAUGAUAUAAUGAUAAGAGAAUCAGACAAAUGCCCUGAUGCAACUUUCCAUGGUUUUGUGAUGACACAGGAAGAUGGCUCACAGCGAUAUGGAGUAUGUUUAACUACAUUUGAACCAAUACAAGAUGAUUUGUUUGAAGAAUUAUACGAACAACAAAAAAUCUGGAGAGAAGCUAACAUGUCUCAGAGUGAGAUAGAAUACGCAGAAAGUUUAAAUGAAAAGAUAAGGAUAGAAAGAAAAAGAAUGGAAACGGCAAGAGCAAAAAUUUUAUUACAGAGACACAUAAGCAAUAAAGAAUUAGAAGAAAUAGAAAUGGAAAAGGCUGAUGCAAAAGAAAAAUUGGCAUUAUAUAAUGAACUAUUACAACCUAUUAAACUAGGAGUGUUAGAUAAUAGUAAUCUAUGGGUGCCAAAAUGUAUUGGUAUAAUAAGUCAUUUACCAUGGCAUGAUAUAUUAAAAGAUUGGUUAUGUGCUGUCGCAAUGCCAAUGAUUGAAGGACUUAAAGAAAGAAAUGAUCCAAUUAAAUCUUUGAUCCCUCUUGAGAGGUACAUAGUGAACCUUGUACAUGAGAUACCUUUACCACCACUUGGAAAAUUACAAAUAGCAUUAUCAGUUAAUGAUAUGACAUUCUUUUGUGCAAGGCCUGCGCUUAAUCAGUUGCCAAUAAUGAAGGAUUUUUCGUUAUAUUCAUUAUUUAGAAGUCUUUCGAUUAAGAAUAUAAUAACAUUAUUUGAGGUUGCAUUAGCAGAAGGAAAAAUAUUGAUAAUAUCAUCAUACCCAGACAUGUUAUAUCAAGUAGCACACAGUAUAACAUAUUUAAUUUAUCCAUUAUAUUGGCAGGGUGUAUUCAUUCCUGUAUUACCCGCUAGAUUAAUGGCAUGUUUACAGGCACCAGUACCAUAUAUUAUGGGAAUAGAGAGACAAUAUAAGGGUAUUGAUUUAUUACCUGAAGAUGCUUGUAUAAUUGACGUUGAUAAGGAUACAAUAUUAAUGGCAAAAUUACCAAUACAAAUACCAUCUAAACAAAGAAAGAAAUUGUUUCAAUCAUUGGAAACGUAUUCACCUAUGCAUGCACGUUAUAACGUACCAUAUGGUGUGCCUUCAUUUAUACAACAAGCGUAUCCAAAUGGUAGAUUUACGCCAAUGAGUAAUAAAUCAAAAUUGUAUGAUAAAACAGCGGGAGAUAAGAUGUGUUCGGUAAUAGGAAUGCCAUCUAGGGCAAUACCGUUAACUUUAUCAAUGUCUAGUUCAUUUGAUCCUGAAAAUGGAUUAAUGAGAACCAAUAGUAAUGGCGAAAUUGAUCAAGUUUUACAUUUAGCUCCUAUAUAUGAUAGCGAUAAUAUGAGUUAUAAAAGUAAUAAUAGUAGUUCAAGUACUAUUAGUGAUCUAUUUGGUAACAAUAAUAAUAUGAGGUUGCCUAAUUAUAGUAAUAAGACACAUAUGCAUGUAAGAUCAAGUGUUUCUAUGAGUAAUUUAAACUCGGUUUAUAAUAAUAGUUCGGCACAUUCUAUACAAAGAAGAUUUUCCAAUUUUGUUCCUCCUUCUUUCUCUUCUAAUAAAGUUGAUUUAAGUGGUUUGGACAAAUUUGGUAAAAAAACAAAACAAAGACUUAGUACUAUAACUGGAGGGGCAAGAAAGUCCAUAAUGACGUUUAAAAACAAAGCAUUAACAAGAAACAGUUUCUUGAUAAAUAUACGUGAAACAUCAUCACAUUUGAUUAACGAUAAUUCGAUAAUAAGUCCACCAACGUCGCCUGGUUCAACCGAUUACUCUGAUUCAUUAUUUGAUGAUGUUUCAAGUAUAUCUCAUUCAAACAAGUCAGUACCAUUAGGAGUUAACUCUGAAAAAAAUUACACACAAAAAGAAGGUCAUAUGAUGGUAUUAUUACCGCCUGAUAUUGAAGCAUAUGGACAAAAAAGUGGUAUUAAUACUUGGAUGAUGGAAGGUUUGGCUUGCGGUAUAUGUAGAAAUAGUCUUGGUAUUAAUCCUGUGUAUAAAUGUGAAGGAUGUUCAAUCAUGAUACAUGAUGAAUGUUUAAAUGAUGUGGUUUAUCCUUGUAUACCUGCCUGUUUUGAUGAACCAAAGGUAUUAGAAGCAUUCUUAAGAGUAUUUUCUUCAUUAUUAAGAAAUUAUCGUUCUUUUCUUAUAAAUAAUGACAAUACAACAAGAAGUCGUGCAAAUGAUGAUAAUGAAUUCGAAACUAUUGAAGAUAUUAAUGAACUAUUUAGAAAAGAUUUGUUCUUAAAAACUCUUGAUAAAGAUGAAAAGGCAUUUUUAUCUAAUUUGAUAGAUUCUCAAUCAUUUUCACAAUUUAUUACUGAGAGAGCAAUAAGAAAAAGCGAAGAUUAUGAUAUAUUAUAUUUUGAUGAAAUUAUAAAAGCAAAACUUAAUAGAUCAAAACUAAAAUUAUCAAAAGAAUUAACGAGUUUCCUAGACGAUUCUUCAUUUGAUGUAUCACAAACUAUACGUGCCAUGAAACCAAAUGAAGAAGGUCUUGACGAAUUAGGAUUUGAAGGUUACAUAUAUUUACCUGAUUGUUUUGAUUCUGAAUUAAUGUCUACUCCUCGCCCCGUGCGAGAUGGUUGGGCAAAUGGUUUCGGUAAAGGGUGGAGGUAAUUAAGGGUUGGGAUUUAUACCAUGUAAUUUAAUAAUUUAAUGUAGUUUAUAUCAUAUAUAUAUAAUAUAUAUA
Molecule: messenger RNA, 3068 nt
Organism: Rhizophagus irregularis DAOM 181602=DAOM 197198
Lineage: Eukaryota; Fungi; Glomeromycota; Glomeromycetes; Glomerales; Glomeraceae
Biological process (GO): regulation of Rab protein signal transduction
Cellular component (GO): cytoplasmic vesicle
Source: RefSeq, a predicted model, not a curated record